This is a messenger RNA of Tachyglossus aculeatus (Australian echidna), 2322 nucleotides long. It is a transcript of the gene KCNQ4, whose product is annotated as potassium voltage-gated channel subfamily Q member 4. The record is from RefSeq and is a predicted model, not a curated record. Gene Ontology annotation, cellular component: membrane. Gene Ontology annotation, molecular function: voltage-gated potassium channel activity. Bases 1 to 2322 code for a protein of 773 amino acids. The transcript is spliced from 17 exons. Gene Ontology annotation, biological process: transmembrane transport; potassium ion transport. NCBI's taxonomy places the organism in Eukaryota, Metazoa, Chordata, Mammalia, Monotremata, Tachyglossidae.
AUGAGCCCCUACCUGAGAGAGUCACGUGACAUAGACCUGUACCUGACCCCAUCUUUGGUCACCUGUGUGAUCCACCUCAGGCAAGGAGGGGAGGGGAAAACCGAGACCCUCGGGAAGCUAAGCCACAUCCCCCUCUACCCACCCGCCCUACCAGCCGCUUGCUCGGAGAGAGCCACGGACUGGACCGAAUUUUCAGGCGGAUUAAGUGGGCACCCCUGCAGGGCCCAGGAAGCAGCCCCAAGAGGCCUGGGUCUGGGUCCGGGCCCCGGGGCCGCCCCCCGCGCCGAGCUGGUGGCGCUGACGGCCGUGCAGACGGAGCGGGGCGAGGCCGGGGGCAGCCCCCAGCGGGUGGGCCUGCUGGGCACCCCGCUGCCCUCUCCGGCCGGGCCCGGCUCCGGCCCCGGCUCCGGCCCCGGCCCCGGCCCCGGCUCCGGCUCCGGGCAGCGCAGCUCGGCCGCCCACAAGCGCUACCGCCGCCUGCAGAACUGUCUGUACAACGUGCUCGAGCGGCCUCGCGGCUGGGCUUUCGUCUACCACGUCUUCAUAUUCCUGCUGGUCUUCGGCUGUCUGGUGCUCUCUGUGCUUUCUACCAUCCAAGAUCAUCAGGAGUUUGCCAACGAGUGUCUGCUGAUCUUGGAGUUUGUGAUGAUCGUGGUGUUUGGUCUGGAGUAUAUCAUCCGGAUAUGGGCUGCUGGCUGCUGCUGCCGCUACCGGGGCUGGCAAGGCCGCUUCCGCUUUGCUCGGAAACCCUUCUGCGUCAUAGACUUCAUUGUCUUCAUCGCCUCGCUGGCAGUCAUUGCGGCCGGCACGCAGGGCAACAUCUUUGCCACCUCGGCUCUGCGGAGCAUGCGCUUCCUGCAGAUCCUGCGAAUGGUGCGGAUGGACCGGCGCGGGGGCACCUGGAAGCUGCUGGGCUCCGUGGUCUACGCGCACAGCAAGGAGCUGAUCACGGCAUGGUACAUCGGUUUCCUGGUGCUCAUCUUCGCCUCGUUCCUCGUUUACCUGGCGGAGAAGGACGCCAACACCGAGUUCUCCUCGUACGCUGACUCGCUCUGGUGGGGUACAAUCACUCUCACCACCAUCGGCUACGGUGACAAGACCCCGCAGACCUGGCUGGGACGGGUGCUGGCAGCUGGCUUCGCCCUGCUGGGCAUCUCCUUCUUCGCCUUGCCCGCCGGUAUCCUGGGGUCCGGCUUUGCCUUGAAGGUGCAAGAGCAGCACCGACAGAAGCACUUCGAGAAGCGGAGGACACCUGCGGCCAACCUCAUCCAGGCUGCCUGGCGCCUGUACUCGACAGACAUGAGCCGGUCCUACCUGACUGCCACCUGGUACUACUAUGACAGUAUCCUCCCAUCCUUCAGAGAGCUGGUCCUUAUCUUUGAGCACAUGCACCGCGCCCGCAACGGGGGGCUCCGGAGCGUGGAGGUGAGGGAGCUGCCCGAUGGACCGCCGGCCCGUUAUCCGACUUUCACCUCCUGCCACCGCGCAGGCAGCUCCGCCUAUUGCCCCGGGGAAAGAAAUAAAAUGGGCAUCAAAGACCGGAUUCGCCUGAACAGCUCCCAGCGGCAGGGCAGCCGUGGGAAGCAACACCUGGCCCCACCUCUCCGCACCUCCCCCAGCAAUGAGAACGUGAAUGAGGCCACCAGCCCUACCAAGGUCCAGAAGAGCUGGAGCUUCAAUGACCGGACCAGGUUCCGGGCCUCUCUGAGGCUCAAGUCCCGGGCCUCUGCAGAGGACGGCCCAGUGGAGGAGAAUCCCGAGGAGAAGAGCUACCAGUGUGAGCUGACCGUCGAUGACAUCAUGCCCGCCAUCAAGACCCUCAUCCGCUCCGUUCGGAUCCUCAAGUUCCUGGUGGCGAAGCGCAAGUUUAAGGAGACGCUGAGGCCUUAUGAUGUGAAGGACGUCAUCGAGCAGUAUUCGGCCGGACAUCUGGACAUGCUGGGCAGGAUCAAGAGCCUCCAGGCACGGGUGGAUCAGAUCGUGGGCCGGGGUGGCAUGGGCAUGGAUAAGAAGACUCGGGAGAAGGCUGACAAGGGACCCGUCGAAGCCGAGACAGUGGAUGAGGUCAGCAUGAUGGGGCGAGUUUUCAAGGUGGAGAAACAGGUACAGUCCAUCGAGCACAAGCUGGACCUCCUGCUGGGCUUCUACUCCCAGUGCCUGCGGAAGGGUUCGGUCAACUCGGUCAGCCUGGGGGCCGCGCAGAUCCCGCUGUUUGACCCCGACAUCACCUCUGACUACCACAGCCCCGUGGAGCCUGAGGACAUCUCCGUAUCCGCCCAGACGCUCAACAUCUCCCGCUCGGCCAGCGCCAACAUGGACUGA